Guyanagaster necrorhizus is the source of this 2023-nucleotide messenger RNA. RefSeq lists its product as uncharacterized. NCBI's taxonomy places the organism in Eukaryota, Fungi, Basidiomycota, Agaricomycetes, Agaricales, Physalacriaceae. The transcript is spliced from 5 exons. Bases 51 to 1991 code for a protein of 646 amino acids. The record is from RefSeq and is a predicted model, not a curated record. Gene Ontology annotation, biological process: regulation of DNA-templated transcription; DNA-templated transcription. Gene Ontology annotation, molecular function: DNA-binding transcription factor activity, RNA polymerase II-specific; transcription cis-regulatory region binding; zinc ion binding. Gene Ontology annotation, cellular component: nucleus.
GCAGCUCACGACGACCGUGACGACAUCACUACGCCAGGGGCCAUCGUCCCAUGCAACCUCCAGAUACAGAGGAAUCCCUUCCUGAAGGCAUCCCACUGAGAACGUCUCAGGCGCGCCCAAAACGAUCCAAAGUACAGUCAUACAACUCAUGUCGGAAGCAUAAAACACGAUGCGAAAUUCUGGAUUCCAAAUGCAUCCUUCCACGAUGUCAUCGUUACAAUGUUCUCAAGCUAGACUGCUCUCAUGCCAAUACGUCGAAAAAAUCUGCUACUCCUCCCGAAUCAUCUCUUAGCUUAGAUGCAUCGGUGGAUGCUAUGUAUGCUUUAGGAGUGGAUACUAGGCAACUUGAGAUAACCCCCCGUGCUGGUAAAGUGUCAGAUACUGGUAGCGGAGCAACCGAUAGCAAGAUACCCGUAAUCUGGUCUUUCGUUCGUCGGAACCUUGACUGGUCGGCACCCAUUCUGGCAAUGCAGGAGCUGGCCAGACAACCUUUGCAAGAAGAGUCGUCAAUGCCUGUCAUAGCAGUGAACGACCAGCUUCUGUCCAAUAUUCUCACACAAUUAGAGAUCGAGCAUCUCCUUACUUUAUUUUCGGUCAAUUAUUCUCCUUGGCUAAACUUCCAUUUAAUCCAAGAUGGACCUAUACCAUUUCUAAAUCUCGUUUGUUGCACGGUUGCGUCGCGUCACCUCAGCCCCUCCACCCGAUCCCUUGUUGCCCCUCGACUCCAAAAGUUGACUGAAGACACUAUUGCUAGAGUGGCCUUCAAUCCCCAAGAGUUCGAGUCUGAAGAGACCAUACAAGGUCUCAUCAUCCUCUCACUGUGGAUGCCUAUCUGCGGUUCGGCAAAAGGGGGAGGUAGCGAUGGUAGGAUGUUGAUAGGUAUGGCUGUUACUAUGGCCAUGAACCUUCGAUUAAAUGAAGCCGUUGCUACUGCAAAUAGUCUGAGAAAUGAGCUGCAGGGCGAAUGUGAUCGAGAAGUCUUGGAGAAAGCUCUCAAUAGUGCUAGACUGUGGAUGACACUGUCUACGACAGAAUCCAUGUUGUGUGUUGGGACUAGCCGUACACCUCUAUCCCGUCGGUCCGCCUUCGACUUGACGAUAUUCCCCGUGAUAUCGCCAUCCAACACGUCCGAUGGACGCGAUUUGCGGAUACGACUGCUCGCAGAAAUAUUCGAUUCAACAGAACGGGGCUUAACAGUGCAGUUCGCAAGUCGUGCAGACAUGGACACUUGGUUCACCGGAAUAACAAACGCGCUCUCAGACAUGGAUAAGCUCUCAAGACUGAUAUCGCCGCUGUCAGUGGUUUCGAAUCACGACCGAUUCUACUAUCAUAUGUUUCACCUCCUCCUCCAAUGUUGCCGGCUUCUAGUUCCUUACCACGCUAUCGUCAUAGCGAGGCAUGUCGCCAGUUCGACGCAGAGAUGGUUUUUAGAGAUUCAACCACACGACCUCAACAUCAUCCCAAUCUGGUCAAAGGAAUGUAUCUCUUUAGGGGAAGCUAUCAUGGUGUCACUUUUACAAUCUAAUAAAAAUCUUCUUCCAACGGCGCCGGACGUCUUGUUCGCCAUGAUGGCAUUUGCGGGAGGACUGAUCGUCGGGGCCAAAUUGUUAAUGCUGGAUAAGCACAGGACAGAGUUCCUCGGAUGUGGAGAUGCUUUGCUUGAGCAGAGUAUACGGGCGCUGGGAGAUGCAUCGGUUGCCCCAGAUCAUGCUGCUGGGAGGUGUUCAGCGUUAAUGGGUGCCAUGUACGCUUCAUGGGUGGGGAAGCGGAGGGGAGAGCCCGAGAAGGGGUUUCUGGCGGCGCCUUCUGAGCUUGCUGGGACAGGUCUUUUUCUUGGGACUGAGGCGGAAGGGAGAGGACUUGUCGAUCAGAGUACGAAUAUGGAUAUCUUUCAGGACCUCGAAUUUUGGUCUACUUUCUUUGGUGAGCAGAUGGGAACGGAAUCAACAGCGUACUUCUCUCAGGAUGGUUUUACCGGGAUGUAUGUUUAGAGGUUGACUUGUAUAAAUAUUAUCUAUCAUCC